Messenger RNA from Syngnathoides biaculeatus (alligator pipefish), 2283 nucleotides. It is a transcript of the gene uqcc1, whose product is annotated as ubiquinol-cytochrome-c reductase complex assembly factor 1. The transcript has 9 exons. Bases 1232 to 2068 code for a protein of 278 amino acids. Lineage: Eukaryota; Metazoa; Chordata; Actinopteri; Syngnathiformes; Syngnathidae. Gene Ontology annotation, biological process: mitochondrial respiratory chain complex III assembly. Gene Ontology annotation, cellular component: mitochondrion. The record is from RefSeq and is a predicted model, not a curated record.
UUCUUUUGUCUUGCGGUGUCGUGUUUGACGUGUGUUGUGAUUCUUUGUAAAUCACUUUUAUUAUUGCUAGUAAUUAGAGUACCAAUCCUUAUUGUUUCCCAAAGUCAACGCUUGAGCAGGUGCAACACUAAAUACAAUUCAAAUUAUGCCAGCAACGUAUCGAAAGCGAAAUCCUCCUUUUCUCCUCGUACGCACACACCCGUGAGGAAGAGGAAGGUUUUUUUGUUUUUUUAGGAAGUUGUUCAAUUUCGUGGCCACAUUCAAAAAAAAUUGUGACCACAAAAUAGGUGCAGUGUACUGGUGAAAUGCCAUAUUACUCAGCAUUCCCAAGAACAAUUUGGAUGAUAUAAAUAGUAUUCGUGAGUAUUUAUGUCCUCAGAUUAUACCUAAAUUGUGGCACAAUGACACGACUGAGCUGUUUGGGGCCACAAAGUCAAUGUAUUUCCACUGUCACGCGUGGAGCUCAUUAAUUGUGUGAUAUUAUUUUAGGUUGCGUGUGUGCGUUGAGGGUGCUGUAUAGAUCUGGUGGCUGGCAAAAAGAGGAAAUACGAGCGAAGGUUCGAGACGAGAAAGUCAUUCACAUGUUCACCGCCAUAUGAAUAAAUAAAUAAAUAGCUGAAUUAUAAAAUAAAAACGUGAAGAAAAGAAUACACAUAAGUGAAGCAUGUAUAAAUAAAAAUGUAUAGAUAAAAAAAACUAAAGGAACCACAAAGAUAAAAAAAAGACAGACAAAAGAGCCAAAGAAAGAAAUGAGGAACUUAAUAGAAGGAAUUAAAGCGGUGAAAGAAAAUAAAUGAAUUCAGAACAUCAAAUACAAGUAAAUAAAACAAAGUACAGAAUGUUAUGACUAUUGUGCAGAAAGAAAGACAAUGAAACAAUAAGUGAAAAGAAAGUAAAGGAAGAAAUACAUCAAAUAAAUAGCAAGAGUUAAACCUCUUUUGAAAAUCUAAAAAAAAUAGAAAAGAAAGACAGACAGAUAAAAAAAAGAUAAAUGACAUUAGAAAAGAAAGAAUCGAACGAAGAACAAGAAAGACAAAAAUGUAACGAAAGACGUAAAUGAGGUCAAGCGGAACAUUGGUCGUGGUGUCUUUAGUUUCUGAACGGACCACUUCGCGCGCGGGACUCAAUCGGUUGACAUUGCAGCAGUUCGCUCCAGUUAGUUGCCGAUCGACGCCAAGGUUGGCCCCCUCCCCGCUCCCUCACCCGGGGUUUCGGUGGAGCUGUGCGGGUCAUGUGGGCCGUGUGGCUCGCCUCCCGGCGGCCGCUGCAGUCCGCCGUCAAAAGGGUCGGAACCGAACUCUUCCGACACAAGGUCUCCCAGCAGGUGUCGGCCACCGGGAGGCCAUGUGCCAUGACAACAGCUUGCCAGCGGACGCUACACUUGGGCACACAGGUGCACAAUGUGAAGGAGACGCCGGCGCCCACGGAAGAGGAAGUUGGCGGUUUCACCAAGCUGGUUGAGGCCAUGGGCUUCACCGGACCCCUCAAGUAUAACAAAUGGAAAAUCAAGAUUGCGGCACUGCGCAUGUACACGUGCUGCGUGGAGAGGAUCAGCUACGACGACUUCUUCAGCAGGUGCUCGCUGCCCGACACGCUCAACUCCUGGUUCCUCGUCGCACAGCUGCACGUGUGGAUGUGCCUGGUGCGGAUGCGCCAGGAGGGCCGCGCCGGCAAAUACAUGUGUCGCUACAUCGUGCACUCCAUGUGGGAGGACGUGGAGCAGCGCAGCAAAAUCAUGGGGAUCGACGCCAUCCAUCGAAAGGAAGCCCUCAAAGCCAUGACUGAGACGUUCUACGCUGCCUUGUUUGGAUACGACGAGGGCAUCCUGUCGGGUGACAGCAUCCUGGCGGCCGCUUUGUGGAGAAACUUGUUCAACUGCCAGUGUGACGACCCCGCCCAGCUGGAGCUCCUGGUGGAGUACGUACGCAAGCAGAUGCAGUUCAUCGACACUUUGGACGGCGAAGACUUGCUCCUGACUGGCGAAGUCAAGUGGCGCCCUCUACUGGAGGAGAAUGCUCAGAGCAUCCUGAAAGUGGCCACGCCUACGUACAAUGACGCAGGACUGUGACUUCCUUACUCCUGUCACCUUGUAGAUGUCUCGUUUCCGGUAUGCGCUUCCAGCCACGCGGGGGCGCCGUCGCUCUGAUGUCUUUUUCUUCCCGAGUUGAGGAUUUUUCCACAUUUUGUCUUUCUUACCCUUCCUGAGGAAUGUCUAUGCAUCAAGUCAAAUAAAGAGCCCGAAUGCCAAUGGACCGGGGGUCCUACGGUUCCCUGAAAAAUCAA